Messenger RNA from Epinephelus fuscoguttatus (brown-marbled grouper), 1653 nucleotides. RefSeq names its product protein NCBP2AS2-like. NCBI's taxonomy places the organism in Eukaryota, Metazoa, Chordata, Actinopteri, Perciformes, Serranidae. Bases 1102 to 1419 code for a protein of 105 amino acids. The transcript has 2 exons. The record is from RefSeq and is a predicted model, not a curated record.
ACUGAAGUUAUUUUUCAAGAGGUGCCGGUUUGUCUCAGAAUUUUUGUUUGAUUUUACUGUAAAUAAAAAUUUCUGUGUUUUAGACUGUUGGUGGAAAUAUUUAAAGACGUCACCUUAAAUUCUGGUGAAAUACAAAGAAUAUUUUGCACUGUUUUUUUAUGUUUUAUAGACAAAAACAUAAAAUAAUCUGCAGAUAAGAGUCAGUUGCAGGUCAAAACUGUUUUCAUUUUUAUUUAGAACUAAGUGAAAAUUUAAAGCGUCAGCUGAUUCAUAAAGAAUAAAAACGUAAUCAUAUGAGCAAGUUUUUUUUUUAAAGUAAGUAGAAACAAUUAGUCAAUUAAAGGAGCCGUUUGACAGACAAUUAAUCUGCAACUGUUUUAAUCAUAAAUUAAUGGUUUCAGUCAUUUUUCAGGAGGAAACAUUUGUUUUCCAGCUUCUUAAUUUCUGCUUUAUCUUUAAAUCUAAUAUUUCUAUCUGAAGGAGUCGCACUGAAAGUGAAGAAAGGAAAAAAAUGUGACAUUUUCUGAUGACUGAAGACCACGUGAUUAUUUAUUAAGAAAAUAAUCUUCAGAUUAAAUAAAUAAUAAAGUCGUCGCUUGUCAAAGAGGUUUGAGUGAAUGAAUUAACGAAUUAAACUUUGAUUUCAGAUAGAAACGAAUGUUUCAGAUGAUCACAGAGAGAUAUGUUACUUCACUACUUUUAGGUCAAACUUUUACGUCUAGCUACUGAAUCUUCAAAAUAUUGUAAUUUUUACUACAUUAUUUACGAGUUGUAUUUAUCCCACUCUGCAGAUAAAAUAUAAUUCACUCUAGAUUUAUAGGUUUCGGAUGAGAAUGUAAUUUCAGUUCAGUGAAAGCCAUGAACCGCCUCAAGCACAGACCGCUGAAGGUUGUUUGAAAUCAGUGGAUGAAUGUAUUUAUCUGAGGCUACAAAACUCCUUAAUUAAAAUAAAGAUGUUUGUUGUUUUUAAGGUUAAACAAUUUUUUUGUUUUUUAAGUGUGUUUUUGACAUUUAUUUUGAAAGACACCACCGGAAGUCACGUGUCUUCCUCUUCAAAUACACUAACUGUAUGUGAUUGUUGAGGUGCGUGGUGACGUCACCAUGGUGCUCAGGUAUCUGCUGUCCGCGCUGGUGAGGAAAGCUCAGGUGGUGGAGAAACUGUCGGAGUCUCUUCCGGUCCGCAGCGCGGCGCGGCUCACCGCCCGGGCCGCUCUGAGAGCGCAGCAGGUCGGUAAGGACGCGGCGGGCCGGGCGCUCCGGUCCCGAACGGUCCAGCAGAUCCGGCAGGAGGCCUCCAGGGCCCCGGGAGGACUGGGAGACCUGAGCGGGAAGGCCCGGAGGAUCCGAGACUCGCUGCUGGAGGACGUUAAAGACGGUGUUAGCGACGCGUCCCGACAGAUCAAACACAGGAAAAGAUGAUGUCGUUUGUUCCAUGAAGCUUCAAAAUAAAAGUCUCUGAUGGACAAAGUGAACUCUUUUCUAAUGAAAAUAUUCUCCACUAACAUGUCGUCUGUUUCACCACAGUUACAACUGUUGUGAUUAUAUGCAGGAGGCCAAAUCAGACUACAGUGUAUGAUGAAAAAAAUAUUUAAAGUGUCACGAUGAAUUGUUCAUUUUUGAGUCAAUACAACAUGUAAUAAAACGGUCAUUAAA